Messenger RNA from Ornithorhynchus anatinus (platypus), 1660 nucleotides. Its product is annotated as synaptonemal complex protein 3-like. Bases 1 to 1332 code for a protein of 443 amino acids. The record is from RefSeq and is a predicted model, not a curated record. Gene Ontology annotation, biological process: spermatid development; meiotic cell cycle. Gene Ontology annotation, cellular component: synaptonemal complex. The transcript has 12 exons. NCBI's taxonomy places the organism in Eukaryota, Metazoa, Chordata, Mammalia, Monotremata, Ornithorhynchidae.
AUGUACAUUGAGAUGGUGGUGGUGGGUGAUCAAAAUGGAGAUGUCCUGGAAGCAGCAAGAAAUGCAAAUCUGGAAAUCAUCAAUAUAUCUGGGGGGGAAGCGGGGAUGAAUAUUGGAAUUCUUCUGAAAGAUGUCAAUAAGUAUAUACCAGUAAAUAAGAAAACAGCAUUUUUAGUCUGGCCCAUCUUCACCACUGGUGUCAAUUCCAGUAGUGCAAAAAUUAUUAUCCAUUUCACAUAUAGUUUUAAUUACAAUCUGGAAAUUGACAUGCGGUUGGGGCCGUUGGCCAAGGGGGUUUGGGCGCGAAAACAGGGGGAACCGUUGGUCGCGCGCCUCGCCACGCGCCUCGCCACGCGCCUCGCCACGCGCCUCGCCACGCGCCUCGCCACGCGCCUCGCCACGCGCCUCGCCACGCGCCUCGCCACGCGCCUCGCCACGCGCCUCGCCACGCGCCUCGGGCCCGUCCUCUACCAGCCGUUAACGGCCACUGACCUGCCCACCGGAAGCCCCCUGACGCUGGCCUUUCCUCCAUUUUACCUCCCGAAGCCCGACGUUCCUCGUCGCCCUCUUCUCCGGCCAUCAGCAGUGAGAAUCAACUUGAUCAUGACAACCAACGGGGAAAACCUUCCAGUUUCGUCUGAUGACACCGUUAUGGAGGAGCAAGAUGCAGGUGCCUUUCAGCAAGAAGAAAAUAAAGAUCUGAGUGGAUUCCAGGAAGAUGCUGAAGAAGGACAGACUUCAGUAGCUGAUGAGACUGAAACAAAAAAUCCUGGAGAGAGUGAAUUGAGUGCGGAUUACUGGGGGGAUGAAAUCCAAAGUUUCCUGGAUGGAUUAGAAGAUUUUAAUGACUCUUUCAAUGGAGGUGAUAUUAGCAAGGAUCUUCUUGAUUUGAUGAAAAAAGUCGAACUAUAUGUUAAAGCUUCCCUCCCUGUGAGUGGCUUGGAGAUUGAGCAAGGUGGGAAAACUCAGCAAGAACUAAGGGAUGAGAUCAAAAGGUAUUAUUCCCAGGAGUUCCUGAAAAUAUUUCAGCAAUGCAAUGAGACAGUUCAGAUAUUUGAGGAAUUAUACAACAGUGUAACUGAGCCGUUUUAUCAACAAAAUGGUUUCCAACCAUCAAGCUUAGAUGAAGAAAUUCUGGAAGCAUUUAGGCAGAGAUAUGACCAAUUUACAAAGGCUAUUGAGGAAAUGAAGAGAGAAAAUGAAGUCAUUUUGAUGAAUGCACAAAAUGACCUGGAAAAAAUAUUAGAAUUACAUAGCAAGCCUCUUUUGGAAAAGAAGCUGCAGCAACAAAUAGCAAUUUUCUACAAGUUGCUUAAGUCCAUGGUAUUUUGAUGGCUUCUUAAGAAGAAAGAACUUGUACCUAUGUUAAUAUGAUAUGAUUACAACCCAUUAGCUAAGGGAGAUGUCAGUUGUUGGCUGAGGUUUAAAAAAGUUUAAGUUGUUAUACCUAGGUUUAAGUUUGCAUUUUAUGAAAUACUUUAUUAUCCAUAGAAAGCUUUACUGCUGCAGAAAAGCAGUGUCUGUUCUAUAUAAACAUCUGAAAUGCACCUUUUCAUUUAUGCAUUAGCAACUCUGCAGUUUACUAUCAAGGCCUUCAGAGUUUCGGUAUUCAUUUUUUCAACAUGAAUGGUCUUUGCACUAAUAAAGUUCGUUGAUUUUA